UCUGUACGUUAUCGGGGGUGUGUGUGCGUGCAACUGCUUGCGAGUGGAAAAUGGCAUUGGCAUCCGCUGCUCGGCUUGCACACAGUCCGUCUCUGCAGCUAUCGGCACGCUUUCAUGGCGAAGCUUUAUCAUCUUCAUCAAAGUCAACGCUUUUUAUGGGAGCCCCACUCACCUUCUCAGGCUCUGCCUUUCCUGGAAAGCAAUUUCAUUCUCGAAAGCAGCUGGUUGUUUUUUCGAAAAAGUUCUCGGGUUUGCAGGAGGCCAUGAGAAUCAAAAGAGAACGUGAGCUUAAAAGUGUGAAAAAAGUUACAAGAAGACCACCAUUGAGACGGGGAAAGGUAUCACCGCGUCUUCUCGUGCCUGAUCACAUUCCAAAGCCUCCUUAUGCAGGUUCAAAUUUGUUACCAGAAAUUUCAAGUGAAUAUCAAUCUCACGACUCUGAAGGCAUUGUUCGCAUGAGAGCUGCAUGUGAGCUUGCUGCUCGCGUCUUAGACAAUGCAGGAAAAUUGGUUAGGCCAUCAGUGACAACAAAUGAAAUUGACAAAGCGGUACAUCAAAUGAUUAUUGAUGCCGGUGCUUAUCCCUCACCUCUUGGCUAUGGAGGAUUUCCAAAGAGUGUAUGCACAUCAGUUAAUGAGUGCAUGUGCCAUGGAAUACCUGAUUCUCGCCAGUUACAGGAUGGCGACAUUAUAAACAUCGACGUGACGGUUUACCUAAAUGGAUAUCAUGGAGACACAUCAAAAACAUUUCUUUGUGGGGAUGUUAGUGAUGCAAUGAAACACCUUGUGAAGGUUACCGAAGAGUGCUUGGAGAGAGGUAUUGCUGUUUGCAAAGAUGGUGCUAGUUUUAAGAAGAUUGGAAAGAGGAUUAGCGAGCAUGCUGAAAAAUACGGAUAUGGUGUGGUGGAGCGUUUUGUUGGGCAUGGUGUGGGAAGCAUAUUUCACUCUGAACCUCUUAUAUAUCAUCACCGCAAUGACCAGCCUGGUCACAUGGUUGAAGGUCAGACAUUUACAAUUGAGCCAAUUCUUACACUGGGAAGCAUCGACUGCAUAACAUGGCCAGACAACUGGACAACUGUAACAGCUGAUGGUAGCCCUGCUGCACAGUUUGAGCAUUCCAUUUUGAUUACCAAAACUGGUGCAGAAAUUUUAACAACAUAUUGAAACGGCAUUCUAUAUCUUCUGAUUUUUUUGGUUCUGCAUCAAUGUGCUCCUCUAUCUACGAACUUAAAUCAAAUAUACAGCUGAGGAUGAAUCAACUUUCAUUCAUUUUGCC
Molecule: messenger RNA, 1275 nt
Organism: Juglans microcarpa x Juglans regia
Lineage: Eukaryota; Viridiplantae; Streptophyta; Magnoliopsida; Fagales; Juglandaceae
Product: methionine aminopeptidase 1B, chloroplastic
Exons: 10
Coding region: 51-1163 (370 amino acids)
Biological process (GO): proteolysis
Molecular function (GO): metalloaminopeptidase activity
Source: RefSeq, a predicted model, not a curated record